Messenger RNA from Phaedon cochleariae (mustard beetle), 759 nucleotides. The record is from the annotation of a GenBank genome assembly. NCBI's taxonomy places the organism in Eukaryota, Metazoa, Arthropoda, Insecta, Coleoptera, Chrysomelidae.
AUGUACGAAACGCGCAGUGAGACUCCCUCACCAGUGUACCGCCAGUUGACUCCAAACUCUUCGCCGGGCUUCGAGGACUAUGGUCAAACCAGGCUCAUGGACUUGACCAAUUCAAACGAAAAAUACCUACCGACCACUUUACCACAUCACGAUGCCCACAGUGCCUUCAAUGUCUAUUCCUACCACCAACAAAACGAAGGAAAAAUAUACCAGAAUGACAACUUGAGGUACUACGAAGAAUACGAUGACAGGCGACUGCCUUCUCCUAGCUACCAAGAUGACCAACAGGAUUUUAGCUACACAGAGUCCUUCAUCAAAGUGGAACCGAUAGAUGAAUCCAGUGUAUUGAAGUCCAGGACCAUCGGGAGGAAACGCAAAAGCGUGGAGUCAGACGACGAAAACUCGUUCUCCAAGGCCAAAUCCAGGAGGAAAUCGCCCCAAAGCUUCGAGGACUUGCAAACACAAAGAGUGAUGGCUAACGUAAGAGAAAGACAAAGGACGCAGAGCUUGAAUGAAGCUUUCGCUAGUUUGAGGAAGAGCAUUCCUACUCUACCGUCGGAUAAGUUAUCGAAGAUACAAACUUUGAAGUUGGCGGCGCGGUAUAUUGACUUUUUGUACAACGUGCUGUCUACGUCUACCCCGGAAAAUCCUGGUGAGAGUGACGUUUUGGGGAAUGUUUGUUCGUAUACGGCACACGAGAAGCUAUCUAGAGCUUUUAGUAUGUGGAGGAUGGAGGGUGACUGGAACACUCAGUUGUGA